Aspergillus clavatus NRRL 1 is the source of this 2025-nucleotide messenger RNA. RefSeq names its product FTFMHR domain-containing protein. Gene Ontology annotation, cellular component: chromatin. The record is from RefSeq and is a predicted model, not a curated record. NCBI's taxonomy places the organism in Eukaryota, Fungi, Ascomycota, Eurotiomycetes, Eurotiales, Aspergillaceae. The transcript has 8 exons. The annotation marks the transcript as partial. Gene Ontology annotation, molecular function: zinc ion binding; RNA polymerase II cis-regulatory region sequence-specific DNA binding; DNA-binding transcription factor activity, RNA polymerase II-specific. Gene Ontology annotation, biological process: regulation of transcription by RNA polymerase II; DNA-templated transcription.
AUGAGGCCCGACACAGACAAACACUUUCGUUGCACCAUCUGUCAGCGAGGUUUCACGCGCAUUGAUCAUCUCAAGAGGCAUCAUCUUCGACAUUCUGGAAUUAAGCCGUACUCCUGUGUCUUCUGCAAUGAUUCCUUUGCUCGAUGGUAUGUGCUUUGCUGCAACCUCUAUUUCAUUCGACAAUCUUCGCGAUCAUUAUGCAGACUGUCCCAGGCGCGGCGAUCGAAAAAUACCCGAGACCGGACAGCGAGGGAGGAGGCGGCAUGCUUGUCAAUCGUUCUUGUCAGAAACGGGGGAUCGAGUGCAACAAUGAUCGCAAAACACAAGUCUUCAACCCGGGAGAGGAUGCAGCGCGAAGACCAUGAACAAUCGUCGGAUCGUGGAUCGAUUAAAUUCUUGCUGAAUGGCGGCACCGACAGUUUUACCCAACAGUUCCUCCUUCCUCCGCGCAGCGAUCGAACACGCAGCCUCGAAUACCACAACAAGAAGAAUCUCGAGGAAGCGGAGAGUUCAAUUCUUGGUUAUGAAUUGAAGGGCGGCCGGGCAGAUUAUGCGCCGACCUUCAUCGAGUCUGACGCUGCUACCCUCACCUUCUUCCAAGAUACCUUUAUCGACUUCUUCAACGGUCCUUUUGGCGAUCCACAUAAGCUACUUGACAACCCCUUCGCGGGGGAGGUUGCAUAUCAUGCCGUCAUUCCGCCCGGGCAGGACGCCAAUCUGACCUUUGCCACUCCGCAGCUCAGCCAUGAACCUGAGCGGCCAUUCGCCACGGCGAUGAUCCAGGCGAUCCUCACAAGGGCCUGGUCGGUGCCUCUGGACGCAAAGGCGCAGGGGGAAUUGUCGACGAAUCUGCACUUUCUUCUGACCACGGCCCGCAUCCGCAAGUUUGUCUCCAUUUAUUUCAAGUACUGGCAGCCGAGCUGUGCGUUCUUGCAUCGCGCAUCGUUUGAUCCCGAAGUGGUCUCGCUACCACUGCUGACUGCCGUCGCCUUCAUGGGUGCGAUGUACUCGACUGAUGAGCGUGAAGCCUAUGUGGCAAAACGAGUGCUGGACUUUGCCGAGUUGUUCAUCUUCUCCAGCGAUGUCUAUGCAUCCGAAACCGAAAUUAGCGCCGCCUUUAGCGGUAACCGAUGUCUAGAGGACGAACCGAACGAUUGGAUGCAUUUCCAAAAACUACAGAGUGGUUUUCUUGUUGUUGUCGUACAGUACUGGGCGGGUAGUCGGGUGUCACGCCAUCGUGUGAUGGAGCACAGGUUCAGCGAAGUGAUCAAGGUCGCUCGCAGAAUCGGUCUUGUCAAGUGUCGGCAUCUGCCCCACGAUCCAAUGGAUGAGUUCUCCUGGAUCCAAAAGGAGUGUCGUAUUCGUACCAUGAACAUCAUUUCGCUUCUUGACUGUGCAUUCUCUUUUUACUCAAACUACCCAUGUCGCCUCUCACACACAGAGAUGGCAUGCGACUUCCCAUGCCAAGAAUCCGUCUUCGAUUCGCAUCACCCCUUCGUGGAACCGAGUUUCCAGUUUGCUCGCGAUAUCCCCAUCUCGGAAGCUUUCGAGUACCUGUUCGACAACUCGGCUAGUGAGGAUCCCUCACAGUCACACAUUGACUCUCUCUCAACAAUGACUAUCUUCGACAUGUUUAUGUUGAUUCAUCUCCUCUACGCCUUCAUCAACACACAUAUGACCCUCCUCGCUCCCCUAGUCCGCAAAACACAAAUCCCCCGGUCGAAACGGUCCUCGUCGACAGCUACCUCCAAAUCCAGCCACAGCGCGAUCCCCGAGGACUCCACGUUAGCCGCCAUCCGCACCGCGCUCUCCCGCUGGCGAGACCACUGGGUCACGCUCCGGAACACCGUGUCCAGCCACGAGUGGGCGUCCAUGGGCUUCUACAAGAACGGCUACAACUUCUGGCUGGUGUCGCAGCUGCUGAUUACUAAGAAGAAGAGCGUGGACGUCGUGAUGCAGAUGGAGGUGAAGUGCGAGGAUAAGCUGGAGAAACUCAAGGUGCUACUCCUGGACGAGAGCGAUUGA